Molecule: messenger RNA, 679 nt
Organism: Anguilla rostrata (American eel)
Lineage: Eukaryota; Metazoa; Chordata; Actinopteri; Anguilliformes; Anguillidae
Product: myosin-11-like
Exons: 6
Coding region: 23-679 (218 amino acids)
Source: RefSeq, a predicted model, not a curated record
AAAGGAAUCUUGUAAGUUCUAUAUGGCACACAGCGAGAGAAUGGAAAGGGAGAAUGGAGAAUUUAAGGCUAACCUGGAUCAGCAGAAAAAUAUAUUUGAGGCUGACAAAGGAAGCCUUGAAAAGACGCUGGAAAGUAUAACCAACCUGCUUCAGGAGAAGGAACAGACUCUACAGCAGAAACUGGCUCAGCAGGAACUACUUCACCGUGCGCGAGAGGCUCAGUUACUGUCAGAGGUCAAGGCCUGUGAAAUGAGCCUUACGGCAAUGACCACCAAACGGCAGGCAAAUGAGGAUUCCUACAAGACCCAGAUAAAAGAACUCGAAGAACAUUUUUCAGAUUUGGAAAUUUCUUCAAAAAAUGAAAACGAUAUACUAAAGGAAUCUUUGAAGGCUUAUAAGGGGAGUCAGAUACAGCGAGAUGAGAUAAAAUCCCUUAAAUGCCAAUUGGAGAGCAUGGCCGAAAAGAUACAAGAGUUGGAGAGCACUCUUAAAAAUGAACGGGCUCAAAACGAGGCCACAGCUCAGAACAAAGAGCAAUUAGAUGGAUACAGAGGCCACUUCCAAGAGGAAAGAGUGCGCCAUCUUAUUCUGAAAGAUGAGAUGGCUUACCAUCAUUCUAAAAGAGCACUGGACAGGGAAAGAAACAAGACAGCCGAUCUGCACAGGAAGUGGGUUUAG